UCAGGAAGCGACGUUCUGCCCUGAGGUUUGGGGCGCGGUUUUGGAAAAUAGCUCGUCAGAGUGGCGCUAGACGCUAUCCUUUUCCUAUUUGCGUCUCGGCACGCUUGUUCGUCACUAAACCGAUUUGGCGCAGCCUCGGAGUUCGGAGUUUUCUCAGAAUCCCAGAGAACGACAAACCCCGGACCCUGGUCACUCCUUAACCCCGAAAGGCACUCAUGUGCCCGGCCGUUGGCUGACAACGCUGUAAUUCGGAAAGAAAAACUGCUUCCCAACACUUUGGACAACUUAAAACAAGAAAAAAAAGAGAGAGAUGCAUAUAUUUCCUAAGAUAUCUUUGAGACCUGAGGUUGAAAACUAUCUCAGGGAAAGCUUUGUGAACAAGGAGGUUGUGUCUGCUUCAAGCAAAGAAGCAGCAGAAAGGAAAUUUGAAGCUCUGCUGAUUCACCUGUCACACCCUCCGUCAUUCACAACUGUCAGGGUAAACACACAUUUAGCCUCGGUUCAGUAUGUCAGAGGUCUGCUGCUUGAAGAGCUCCAGAAGCAGUUCAGUGGAUUCAGCAUUCCUGUUCUUCAGCAUCCAGCACUCCCAGAUGUCUUACUCAUUCCCGUGACUGGACCGAGGAAGAACAUAGAGAAACGACAGUGUGAAGUGGUCGUUGGAGCGCAGUGUGGCAGUGCAGUUUUAAGAGGGGCCCAUGUCUAUGUUCCAGGGAUCAUGGCUGCUUCAAAACUUAUGAAAGCUGGAGAUAUUAUUUCUGUGUAUUCUGAUAUUAAAGGGAAAUGUAAAAAAGGAGCCAAAGAAUUUGAUGGAACUAAAGUAUUUCUUGGAAACGGAAUUUCUGAACUAAGCCGCAAAGAUAUCUUCAAUGGGUUACCUGAUCUGAAAGGUAUAGGCAUAAGAAUGACAGAACCCAUCUACCUCAGCCCGUCAUUUGACAAUGUUCUACCCAGUUACUUAUUUUUACAGAAUUUGCCAUCUGCUGUUGUAGCUCAUGUUCUGAACCCUCAACCUGGAGAGAAGAUUCUGGAUUUGUGUGCAGCACCGGGGGGCAAAGCUACACAUAUUGCAGCACUGAUGCAGGACCAGGGAGAAGUAAUAGCAUUGGACAAAAUAUUACCUAAAGUGGAGAAAUUAAAGCAGAAUGCUUCAUUAUUAGGGCUUCAUUCUAUCAGGGCAUUUUGCUUUGAUGCAACGAAGGCUCUUGAACGUGGUAUGAUUGAUGGCACAGAAGGGGCACCUCCAUUCUUACCAGAGUCUUUUGAUCGAAUUCUCCUUGAUGCACCCUGCAGUGGGAUGGGACAGAGGCCAAAUAUGGCUUGUACUUGGACUCUGAAGGAAGUGACAUCGUAUCAGCCACUGCAGCGAAAACUCUUUAAUGUGGCGGUUCAGCUGCUGAAGCCAGGGGGAGUGCUGGUUUACAGCACGUGCACAAUAACGCUGGCAGAAAAUGAGGAGCAAGUUGCCUGGGCCCUCAGAACAUUCCCCUGCCUUCAGCUUCAACCCCAGGAACCACAGAUUGGAGGAGAAGGAAUGAUGGGAGCUGGCCUGUCACUGGAGCAGUUGAAACAGUUGCAGCGAUUUGAUCCAUCUGUUGUGCCACUGCAGAACAUGGCCGCUGAUUCUCUCGGAGAUGCUGGAAGAGAAGACAUGAUCUGGCUGGCCAACAAAGAUUGUAUAGGCUUCUUUAUUGCAAAGUUUCUAAAAUGUAAAAUUACAGAAGAGAGGGUUUUUCAGAAAUGAAAAUUCUGAAUAUUU
Molecule: messenger RNA, 1756 nt
Organism: Psammomys obesus (fat sand rat)
Lineage: Eukaryota; Metazoa; Chordata; Mammalia; Rodentia; Muridae
Gene: Nsun6
Product: NOP2/Sun RNA methyltransferase 6
Exons: 11
Coding region: 311-1741 (476 amino acids)
Biological process (GO): RNA methylation
Molecular function (GO): methyltransferase activity; RNA binding
Source: RefSeq, a predicted model, not a curated record